CAGCGAAGACGGAAGAAAGCAGCUUUAAAUCAUCAGAGCCUCAAACAUGAACGCCCGUCACUCUCUGAUCUGCUUCUUCUUCCUCACACUGAGGGAUGGAAACAGUGGGCUCACCAACGCACAAAACCUCCACCGUACAGAAACUGAAGGAGGAAACAUCACAUUCAAAUGCUCAUUUUCUUUCUCUGGAGGAAGGAAGCUCUUCUGUAAGGGAAAAUGUAAAGAUGGAAACAUUCUGGUAGAAACGACUGGAGACUCAGCUCAGAGAGGCAGAUACAGCAUCCAAUAUAAGGAAGGAGCUUUUCCAGUAAGAGGUACAGUUCUGUAUGUGAACAUCACAAAGCUGACCAAGUCUGACGCAGGACAGUACCAAUGUGGUCUGGUCAGAUCUGCACCUUUCCCUGACUCACACCAGGACUUUGAGAUCAGAGUUUUAGAUGCUUCAACAUCUCCCCGACCUUUUCCAACAUCAGCCCCAUCAGCCUCCCCACUGACCCCCACUCAGAGUCUGAGCUCCGUACCUUCCUCAGCCUCCCCUGAACGCAUCACGCAGUCUCAACAGGGACCAGGUGUGGUGCUGUACGUUGGUCUGAUUCUGCUCGCCAUGUUCAUCGUACUAUCGGUUGCGUUGCUGAUAUUCUGCAGGAAGAGAGCCAGGAAAGAACCUCUUGUGGAAACUGAGUAUGUUUCUGAUACAGAGACUAACCAACUGCAUGAGGAGAUCAGAGAGGUGGACAGAAGGAGCAGUUCUCCUCCUGUAGAAACAUCUACCAUUUACUCCUACGCCAAACCAAACCAACCAAACGGAGUCGAAUCCACAGACGAGUACAGCUUAGUCACUGCAGCCACUUCUCAGAAGGAAACUAAAGAUGACCCAGGUAAUCUCAACUACUCAGAGGUGGAUUUCUCAAAAAGUGCUUUCCCGCUCCACAGCGCCCCCUGUGGCUACACAGAUAACGUCCUCUACUCUGAUCCUCGGGUAGCACAGAGCUCCGACGUUAGCCACGCAGAAGACGCUUCACCUCCUCUUUACUCCACUGUUUCUUUACAUCAGAUGUAGCUUCAAAUCUGUCAUUUCCAAAUGUACUUUCUCAGUGACCGACUGAUGAACACAAAGCUGUGUAAUUAGGCAUUUAAAAUGUAUCUGGUAAAUAACUUAAAGGUCUCCUAUCAUGCAAAAUGCACUUUUUAAUGUCCUUUAGGGAACUCACAAAGUGUCAGAAAAUGAAACCCUCUCUUUUCCUCCUUACCAAAAUCUCUAAAAACGGGGGCACAACGGAGCUGAUCCAGAUGUGCGUCCGAUAUGAUGUAAUAUCGAAACGUUACUAUCAGAAAAAAUGCACGACGUGUUUUGGACGUAAAAUGGUCUUUGUUUACAUUAGCAAGCAUCGCUAACACUCAGAGCUAACGCUACUGGAGUGAGUAUGUGUAAAAAAGCAGGAAAUAAAGAAAGGAUCUCGCCUUGUG
Molecule: messenger RNA, 1467 nt
Organism: Trematomus bernacchii (emerald rockcod)
Lineage: Eukaryota; Metazoa; Chordata; Actinopteri; Perciformes; Nototheniidae
Exons: 7
Coding region: 47-1060 (337 amino acids)
Cellular component (GO): plasma membrane
Molecular function (GO): transmembrane signaling receptor activity
Source: RefSeq, a predicted model, not a curated record